This is a messenger RNA of Sorex araneus (European shrew), 1133 nucleotides long. It is a transcript of the gene CFAP119, whose product is annotated as cilia and flagella associated protein 119. The coding region runs from base 129 to 1121 and encodes 330 amino acids. NCBI's taxonomy places the organism in Eukaryota, Metazoa, Chordata, Mammalia, Eulipotyphla, Soricidae. The record is from RefSeq and is a predicted model, not a curated record. The transcript is spliced from 9 exons.
CUUAGCAACGCUCACCGUUGAGACCCACUGGCCUGCCACAAACUGGCCGUCGCUGCCCGGAGAACCGACGGUCUCCAGAGUGGUGGAACCGAGCCUUUUGGUCACCCGCGACAGAUAGGCGAGACGACAUGAUCCGUCAGAAGUCCAGGCAGUCCUUGGGACUUAGAACGCGGUCCGAGUCUGAACAGCCCUCCGAGCUGCUGCGGGAACCUGCCAGUUGCCCCAGCUCGGCCGAGUUGCGCAGGCGGACGGGGACUUGCGUGAAGACAGAAUCGGAGACCCUGUCUUCGGCGGCAGCAGACGACGAUCCCGCCGCCAGCUUGUUUCCGCCACCCUUACCCCAGCCCCGGAUCUGCAUGUGGAAGUACCUGGACAUCCAUUCCAUGCACAGGCUGGAGAAGACAGCCAACACUGAGGAGAUGAGGAAGGUGUUGGCAGAGCUGCUGGACCUCAGCUAUCCUGAGCAGAGCCUCCGAGAAGCCAUCACACUGGACCUCUUUGCUCAUGCGCUCAUCUUCUGCCGCCAGCAGGGCUUCUCACGGGAACAGACAUCUGCAGCGUGUGCCCUGCUCCAGGAUCUUCACAAGGCCUGUGUCGCAACCCCUUUGGGCAAUGUGGAGGAAUGUUACCGCUACUUCACCAGCGCUCUUUUUUGCCAUGGAGUCAGGAGGCCCCCCUUCAGCAUCGAUCUCUUUAAGGAGGAACAGCUGCUGGCCUUUGCAGAUUAUGUGGUGAACACCUACUUCCGCCACUUUAAGCUCUACAAAUAUGUCUUCACACCCCAGGUGCGACUUGAUCUGUCUUUAACUUACAUGGGCCUACAGGCCCACACUCUCUCUCCAGAGGGUGAGACAGAGAAAGAAGGGGAGGCAGCAGUGGAAAAGCAGUCCGUCAUCCUAGAGGAGGAAGUAGAAACAGAAGCCGAGCCAGAGCAAGAGUCAAGUCACGUCUCUUUCCUCCGAGCUUACAUCAGGACUCAGCUGAACAAGGAGCUGGAGCAGCUCAAACAGCUGGUGGAAGACCAGCUCAAGGCCAGCGAGGAGAGGCUCAACAGCAAGUUGGUCACACUGGAGCGGCCCUUCCAGCUUCCUCCAAGCAAAGGGAAGAGCAAGACCAAGUGACUCAGGGUUUUC